AUGGAAAUGAGUCGUGUCAAUAAUUAUACUCGGCACUGUAAGCCUGAAAACACCUUUCUGCACUCCUCCCUCCAGAACGUGGCUGCUACUUGUCUUUUGACCAACAUGACCUGCAGGAAUGGCCAGAAUAACUGCUACAAGAGCGCAAAUCGUAUUAGCAUGACUUACUGCAGUUGUCCUCCAGGGCCAUAUCCCAACUGCAACUACAGUACUACUCUCCAGAACCGGUUCUAUGUUGUUGGCUGUGAACGUCAUCAACGGGGCUUCCCUCCCAAUCAACUGCUUCCUGUGCACUUAGAUAGAACCAUUCCCCGGGUUCACUUACACUUUGAUUAA
Molecule: messenger RNA, 336 nt
Organism: Mustela lutreola (European mink)
Lineage: Eukaryota; Metazoa; Chordata; Mammalia; Carnivora; Mustelidae
Product: ribonuclease K3-like
Exons: 1
Coding region: 1-336 (111 amino acids)
Biological process (GO): defense response to Gram-positive bacterium; innate immune response; defense response to Gram-negative bacterium
Molecular function (GO): nucleic acid binding; RNA nuclease activity
Source: RefSeq, a predicted model, not a curated record